AUGGAAGAGCAAGAUCAGAAUCAAGAAAACAGCAGAAAUACCAAUCUUGUGCUGGAUCUGAGCCUCUCAAGCAAGGAUAUUGAUCCAAAUUCCAGGCCGGAACUCAAUCUUUUGGAGAAAAAUCCUUCUGAAAAUCCGUCGAAUAAUGAUCCAAGUCCUCGAGGUAAUGAAUCCGAACCACGUGUUUUUUCCUGCAACUAUUGUCAAAGGAAAUUCUAUAGUUCCCAGGCUCUAGGAGGCCAUCAAAAUGCUCAUAAGCGCGAGCGGACCAUCGUGAAACGCGGGCACUGCUUUGGUGGCGCCGCCUCUCUCAGUUUCGGCCGGUCUUCGAGCAUGGGUUUUCCGCCACUGCAUGGAUCAUUGAAUAGGUCUCUUGGGAUUCACGUGCACUCUACAAUUCAUAAGCCAACUUUUUUAGCACCAUCCACCAUAUAUGGACAAUAUGGCUGGUCUAGAAAACCUCUUGAUCAGCAACCAACAAUCGGGAGGCUGGCAGCUGAGAAUCAUCACGUUGGCAGUCCAUCGAAUGGCGGAGCAGCUAGAUUUGACACUGUUCAGAAGUUUUCAUCAGUGGUCAACGCCGUACUCGACUGCUCAAGCCUCAAGUUCGGUACUCAACUAGCUCGACAAUUAGUGACCACAAUAUAUACAACUGCAACCUUUGAUUAUAUUAGCCUCUAA
Molecule: messenger RNA, 681 nt
Organism: Fraxinus pennsylvanica
Lineage: Eukaryota; Viridiplantae; Streptophyta; Magnoliopsida; Lamiales; Oleaceae
Source: the annotation of a GenBank genome assembly